Messenger RNA from Momordica charantia (bitter melon), 1428 nucleotides. Its product is annotated as caffeoylshikimate esterase. Lineage: Eukaryota; Viridiplantae; Streptophyta; Magnoliopsida; Cucurbitales; Cucurbitaceae. The record is from RefSeq and is a predicted model, not a curated record.
UCGAAUUCUAUCCUUAUCCCAUUCCUAUUCCUAUUCCCAUUCCCAUUCCUUUUCGCAAUUAUUAUUCAUAAAAUAGAAUCCUAUUUAUUUAAUUACCCCACAAAAUCCCAUGCAUUAAUCUUCCUUCUCCCUCUUUUCCUAGUAUAUAUAACCUCUCAUUAAAUCCCCUCCUCCAUUCAUCUGCUCAACUCUGUUUCUGGGUUUUUUUUUCUUUCUAAAUUUUCCCACAAACCAAUCAGAAUCUGAAGAAAUCCCCUCUCGUUUGUUUGCAUCUCAGAUCUUAUUCUCAUGGCAAUCGAGGAGGAGAAUGUGAAAUACGAAGAGGAAUUCGUGGAAAGCGCACGUGGGUUGAAGCUGUUCACGUGCAGUUGGAUUCCGGUGAAGGAAGAACCUAAAGCUCUGAUUUUUAUCUGCCAUGGCUACGCCAUGGAAUGUAGCAUCACCAUGAACAGUACUGCAAGGAGACUGGCAAAGGAGGGCUAUGGAAUCUAUGGAAUGGAUUAUGAAGGGCAUGGGAAGUCAUCUGGCCUGCAAGGCUUUGUUUCAAGCUUUGAUAAUGUGGUGGAAGAUUGCUCCACUUUUUUCACUUCCAUAACUGAAAAGAAGGAGAAUGGAAAGAAGAAGAGGUAUUUGUUGGGAGAGUCAAUGGGAGGAGCAGUGGCUCUGUUGAUACAUAGAAAACAGCCUGAUUAUUGGGAUGGUGCCAUCUUGGUUGCACCUAUGUGUAAGAUUGCUAAAGACAUGAGGCCAAAUCCAAUGAUGAUAAGUAUGUUGACAAAGCUUAGCAAACUAAUCCCUACUUGGAAACUUAUUCCAACAGAAGACAUUAUUGAUAUUGCCUUCAAAGUCCCUGAGGUUAGAAAACAGAUUAGGGAAAAUUCAUACUGCUACAAAGGCCGGCCUCGGUUGAAAACUGGCUAUGAACUCUUGCGGACAAGUUCAGAACUUGAACGUAAUCUCAAAGAGGUUUGUCUACCGUUCCUCGUUCUCCACGGCGAAGACGACCGAGUCACGGAUAAAUUGGUUAGCAAACAACUCUACGACGAAGCGUCGAGCGACGACAAGACGUUGAAGAUGUACCCGGGAAUGUGGCACGGUUUGUUGUACGGUGAGACGCCGGAGAACAUCGACAUUGUUUUUGCAGACAUCACCAGCUGGUUGGAGGAGAGGAGUGUUGCCAAUGGUGAUUCUAGGUCGGAACAUGAGAUUAAGAGGGAAAAUGAUGGUUUAUUGGAAGCCAAACAACAGCAAGAAAGUUCAGAUUAAUUAAAAACAUAUAUAUAUAUUCUCUUGUUAAUUAAUUACAUCCUUUUUCAUUGCCUUUUUUAGUUAUAUUAUGUUUUUUUCCUUUGGUUUAUUGUAAAAUAAAAUUAUGAUAUUAUUUAUUGUACUUGUAAAUAGGGGUGUAUACGGAUUGGUUUGGAGGCA